AUGGCCGACAAAGAUCCGUCCCCCGCCGAAGUCGCGGCCGCGCGCAAGAAGGAGGCCGAGGAGCAGGCCGCCCUGCCCUACAAGUGGACGCAGACAAUCGGCGACCUGGACCUGUCCUUCAACGUCCCCGGGAACCUCAAGUCCAGAGACCUCGUCGUUGACAUCAAGAAGCAGUCGCUCACGGCGGGCGUCAAGGGACAGGAGCCCAUCAUAAGUGGCGACCUCCCACACGCCAUCCGCGUCGACGACUCUACAUGGACCCUGUCCACAAACUCAGACGGCACAAAGUCGGUCGAGAUCCACCUCGACAAGGUCAACAAGAUGGAGUGGUGGGCGCACGUCGUCACCAGCGCGCCCACCAUCGACGUCACCAAGAUCCAGCCCGAAAACUCCAAGCUCUCCGACCUCGACGGCGAGACGAGGAGCAUGGUCGAGAAGAUGAUGUACGACCAGCGGCAGAAGGAGAACGGGCUGCCCACGUCGGACGAGCAGAAGAAGGCGGACAUUCUCAAGAAGUUCCAGGAGCAGCAUCCCGAGAUGGAUUUCAGCAAGGCCAAGAUCCAGUAG
Messenger RNA from Trichoderma reesei QM6a, 567 nucleotides. Its product is annotated as nuclear movement protein. Gene Ontology annotation, cellular component: cytoplasm. The transcript has 3 exons. NCBI's taxonomy places the organism in Eukaryota, Fungi, Ascomycota, Sordariomycetes, Hypocreales, Hypocreaceae. The coding region runs from base 1 to 567 and encodes 188 amino acids. Gene Ontology annotation, biological process: protein folding. The record is from RefSeq and is a predicted model, not a curated record.